AAUAAUGAAAGCCUUUGGACUGCGAGUCUAAGUGGUGCCACCCAAUCGAUCCUUUGGCACAAUACUGUGAGGCGGCAAUGCUGCCUACUGCGCCACCGUGCCGUGCUAUAUAUAACUGUUUAAACUGCAGGCACCGCCAGAAGAUCUAAAGCAAUAGCUAACGAUAUUGCUAUAGUCUAUCAAUAUUUGAAACCCGUUCAAAUCUUAAACGCUCGUUAAGGUAUAUUCUGACAGCAAAACCGCCAACAACGAUAGCAAUAUUGUGUUUUUAAAGUCAAAGUGACCCAAGACCUCGAUUAAAUUAAUUAUUCAUUAAUAGUCUUGGCAAAAACUUUUCAGCAAAGGAGCGCUGGCAACAAGUUAAAGAUGAUAUUCAAUAGCAUUUCAGGAAAUCGAAUCCAGGUGACGUCAUGCCAGUUGUUUUGGUCCGCCCAACCAAUCGGACGCGCUGCUUGGAUUCUACAGGAGCCGAGAUGGGUCCUUCCUCGCCCCAGCAGGACUUCCCCAUCCCUACCAUAACGCAUUGCGCCGGGUGCGCUGCCCGUUCCUCCUGGUGCUUUAACAACUCUGACAUGGAAACCUCAUUGCAGUUCCAGCACGAUUUCUUUCAGGAGCAGCAGCCACAACAGCAGAGGCAGCAGCAGCAGCAACAGCAACACUACGACUGUCAGAAUCAGGAGGAUCAGUUUCUUCGGCAACAGGACGACCUAUGCCACAGAUGCAACAACUGCUUAUAUGGUGCAGGGGAUAACCUAAUUGUUCUGCGGACUUCACCCGUACUAACCGGAGCUUUCAGGACUAAUUCACCACCCGUUUCCUCGUCGAGACCCGGCAGUCAGCUCAGCGUUAGCGAGUUCACGCCUUCCAGCCAUGCCAGUUCAUCCAGGCAACAGCAUCAUCACCACCACCACCACUACCAUCAGUACCAGCAGUGCCACAGCCGGCAGCAGGGUAGUCCUAGCAGUAACCACCGGGAGAACAACCCGUUCACUGAAAUAGCCAUGAGUAGCUGCAGGUAUAACGGCGGUGUGAUGCGGCCGCUGAGCAACCUCAGUUCCUCCCGCAGGAAUCUGCACGAGCUGGACUCGGAGUCGCAGCCUUUACAACCGAUAUCCACAAGUACCGGCGCCCCAGAGAUCGUGGUGUCCAAGCCGGAGCAGAACAAUUCGGCCAACCUGGUGUCUUACGGUUCCGGAGGUGGAGGAGGUAGCAACAGCGGGAACAAUAAAUCGAAUAAGAAGAAAAACCAAAACAUCGGCUACAAGCUCGGGCAUAGGAGAGCCCUCUUUGAGAAAAGAAAGCGGCUCAGCGACUAUGCGCUGAUCUUUGGGAUGUUUGGGAUUGUGGUUAUGGUCAUUGAAACUGAACUUUCUUGGGGAGCGUAUCAGAAGGGGUCGCUGUAUUCAUUAGCUCUAAAAUGCCUUAUUAGCCUUUCAACGAUAAUUCUUCUUGGUCUGAUUAUUGUAUACCACGCAAGGGAGAUUCAGUUAUUUAUGGUGGACAAUGGUGCAGAUGACUGGAGAAUAGCCAUGACAUAUGAGCGGAUUUUUUUCAUUUGCUUGGAAAUAUUAGUGUGUGCAAUUCAUCCAAUUCCUGGGAACUAUAAAUUUACAUGGACAGCACGCCUUGCCUUUUCCUACACGCCAUCCACUGCAAUAGCUGAUGUGGAUAUUAUAUUAUCAAUACCAAUGUUCCUUAGACUGUAUCUAAUUGCCAGAGUAAUGCUGCUGCACAGCAAACUUUUUACAGAUGCCUCUUCACGCAGCAUUGGAGCACUGAACAAAAUAAACUUUAAUACACGUUUUGUAAUGAAGACAUUAAUGACAAUAUGUCCUGGAACUGUACUCCUGGUUUUCAGCAUUUCAUUGUGGAUAAUAGCUGCAUGGACUGUCCGAGCUUGUGAAAGGUACCAUGACAACCAAGAUGUCACAAGCAACUUUCUAGGGGCAAUGUGGCUAAUUUCCAUCACAUUUCUUUCAAUCGGAUAUGGAGACAUGGUUCCACAUACAUACUGUGGUAAAGGAGUUUGCCUUCUUACUGGAAUAAUGGGUGCUGGUUGUACUGCUCUGGUAGUAGCCGUGGUUGCCAGGAAAUUAGAGUUGACCAAAGCUGAAAAACAUGUGCAUAAUUUUAUGAUGGACACACAGCUGACAAAGAGAGUGAAAAAUGCAGCUGCAAACGUACUCAGGGAAACAUGGCUAAUAUACAAAAACACCAAGUUAGUAAAAAAGAUAGACCAUGCACGGGUGAGGAAACAUCAGCGUAAGUUCCUGCAGGCCAUUCAUCAAGCUCGAAAAUUAAGAAGUGUUAAAAUGGAACAGAGAAAACUGAAUGACCAAGCAAACACUUUGGUGGAUCUGGCCAAGACACAAAAUAUCAUGUAUGAUAUGAUCUCUGAUCUAAAUGAAAGGAGUGAAGACUUUGAGAAGAGGAUUGUUACACUGGAAACUAAGCUAGAGACUUUAAUUGGAAGUAUCCAAGCUCUACCUGGACUGAUUUGUCAGACAAUCAGCCAACAACAGAGGGAGUUCCUUGAAGUACAGAUGCAAUCCUAUGACAAACAAGUUGCCUACAGUGCUGAAAGAUCACGCUCCUUAUCAAGAAGGAGGAGGUCCUCUUCGACAGCACCGCCAACUUCAUCAGAAAGUAGCUAGAGUUGACUAAUUUAUCACAAAAUAAAGACUUUUUGCCAUCAUAUGGUCAAUAUUUUAGCUUUUAUUGUAAAGCCCUAUGGUUUAAUCAGAGUUAUCCGGGUUCUGAUGUCAGAAUCUAGGAAACCUGAAAAAAUUGUUUUAGGCCAAAUCAAGUAAGAACUUUUUUUUUCAGAUGCACAGUGAAUGCACCUACCAUUGCUAUAUAGAUUGUUUCUUCUGUAAUUUCACUAAACUUUUUAUUCAUGCACUUCAAUG
Molecule: messenger RNA, 2909 nt
Organism: Polypterus senegalus (gray bichir)
Lineage: Eukaryota; Metazoa; Chordata; Cladistia; Polypteriformes; Polypteridae
Gene: kcnn2
Product: potassium calcium-activated channel subfamily N member 2
Exons: 10
Coding region: 411-2654 (747 amino acids)
Biological process (GO): potassium ion transmembrane transport
Cellular component (GO): plasma membrane; neuron projection; neuronal cell body
Molecular function (GO): small conductance calcium-activated potassium channel activity; calmodulin binding
Source: RefSeq, a predicted model, not a curated record